This is a messenger RNA of Wasmannia auropunctata (little fire ant), 441 nucleotides long. RefSeq lists its product as uncharacterized. Bases 1 to 441 code for a protein of 146 amino acids. The record is from RefSeq and is a predicted model, not a curated record. The transcript is spliced from 3 exons. NCBI's taxonomy places the organism in Eukaryota, Metazoa, Arthropoda, Insecta, Hymenoptera, Formicidae. Gene Ontology annotation, cellular component: transcription regulator complex; nucleus. Gene Ontology annotation, biological process: regulation of transcription by RNA polymerase II.
AUGUAUUUAUUUUGUGAGGACAACAUUAUUGAGCAGGCAGAAGAAAACAUUCAGGAAGCAGAAAUUCCAAACGAAGAAGAGGACUUCGAUGUGACAAAUUUUCCAGAAAAUGAAAACCUCCGAAAGAUAUUUAUAGAAGAGCGUCUCAUAGAAGCGGUUCGGAGACGACCGCCUCUUUGGAAUUUCAAGCUUCCAGUUGCACAAAGAGGCGUUCGGAACAAAGAGAAGUUGUGGAAGGAUGUGGUCGCAGUUAUGAAAGGUGUGGUUACUCUAGCUGAAGCAAAAAAAAAAUGGAAAUCCCUCUCGGAUGUGUUUAGGAGGCAUCGAAAAAAUGCGGAGUUGCCAAGUGGCUCAACAGCUCGAAAGAUGAAGAAGUGGGUUCAUUAUGAUAGAAUGAACUUUCUUCUAGAUAUAGAUCUUCUUCAAAGCGAGUAUGUAUGA